This is a messenger RNA of Schizophyllum commune H4-8, 249 nucleotides long. RefSeq lists its product as uncharacterized. The record is from RefSeq and is a predicted model, not a curated record. The annotation marks the transcript as partial. The transcript has a single exon. Lineage: Eukaryota; Fungi; Basidiomycota; Agaricomycetes; Agaricales; Schizophyllaceae.
AUGCUAGAAAAAAGGAAAGGGGCCUUUGGACUGGACGGGCGCCUAGGCAACUACCCGGCGAAAGCCACCAUUCGACUAAAGGAAGGACAGACCCCUAUCUCGGUGCCCAUGCACAGCGCGUCGCCAGCCAAGAGGGAAGUCAUAGACGAACAGAUUGACAAGUGGUUUGAGCAGGGCGUCAUAGAACCUUCGCGCAGCCCGUGGGGAGCCCCAGUAGUGAUCGCCUACCGCAACGGCAAAGCACGAUUC